AUGAUAAUUAAUUACGCAAUCAUUGUGGCAUUUUUAAUUAUUGUUUCCUAGAGUCAGUUUUAUACAAUAGAACAAGAGUAUUAUUUCUUUAAUUUAUGUUAUAGCAACCUUGGUUAUCCAUAUGAAUAUGAUUAGAAAUAUGGAUAUUAUUAUGAAAGAAAUAUCUAUUACUAUAUUAUUAGCAACUAUGGCAUCAAUAAUUUAUAGGAUGAUUAUGCAAUUGGAGGUAUUAUUUAUAAAAAAUUAAGUUUGGGUGAAUCCUGUAAGAGAUUUUAAUAUAGCAAUAUUUAUCAUGCAAAUUAACUAAAACUAUAUUUGUUUAUCAUAUUAUAACUAAAACAUUUAUGUCUAUAUCAAAAAUUUAGGUGUAAAAUGGACUUCAUAACUUAAAAAUCCUAAUUCAUGGUUAUAUGUGUUUUAUACACAAAAUUUAAUAAAGGCAAAUAAAUAAAUUUGUUAUAUUGAAAUCGAUAAUGGUUUUGACCAUUAUUGUUAUAAAUUGCCAUAAUUGGAUUACUCAUCUUUUGGUUUUGUUUAAUAAAAUUAAGAUUUAUGGAAUUUCUUUUCCUCAACUUAUUAAUUUAACAUUUAUAAUUUUAUUGGUGAGGCUAUUUCUAUUACCUUAAAAAAAAUGUCAAUCUUAAACGAUGAUAAUAUUCAGAUGUUUGAUUAAAUAACUUUAUUAUCAUAUAUUGAACCUGAAGUAGUUUUAGAUUUAAAAAUAUAUGAAAGAUAUCAGACAUAAAUUUUAAAAGAUUAUAGCCAUUAUUAACAUAUAGUAUAAAUGGGAUAAUCUUUGGAUUAAGAUUAAAAUGAUCCAUAAAUAAUAAUUACUAAUAAUUCAUUAUCAUUUGAUAACAGUUAAUACAUAAAGAUUGAUAAUUUCAUAAUUUCCAAAUCUAUAACAAUAGAAUUAUAAUUAUCUUCAAAUUUAACAUCAGGAGUGUUAACUAUACUUACAUUCCUCUCAAAAAGAAAAUCAUUAUCUUUAAUGUAGAUUUUAAGUGAUUUUGAUACAAAAAAAAUAAUAGUAAAAUUUGUGUAGGAAGAAGUUGAAUUUUAGUGUUCUAUAAAUUUUGAAUAAAAGUUUAUGAUAGGAAUAGUAAAUUUGAUAAAUUUAAAUUAUGUUUUAUUAAUUUAAAACAAUACGAUUGCAAAGUCUAAUAUAUAUUUAGAUAAGUUUAAUAUAUUUAAUACAGAUACUUUAGAAAUAGGAUCAGAUCAAAGUAUAUAUAUUAUAUAACAAACUAUUAGAUUAAAAUUAAGAACCAUUUUAUAUUUAAAAUAUUAGAAUUAGUAAUGGAUUUUAUUCACCUUAUUAAAAAAUAAUGGAUGGUAUUUGUACAUAUUCUAUUGAUUAAUGUUUUUAUUGUUUAAAUGUAAAAAAUAAAAUGUUAUAUUAAGGGACAAUAUUUAUUUUAAGGUUAAUGUAUAUAAGUGUGCCCAGUUAAUUAUGUAAUAAAUGAAUUACGUAAAGAAUGCAUACCUUAAUGUCAUUCUAGAUGUAGUGAUUGUGAUAUAACAAAUCCGACUUAGUGUUUAAUUUGUGCUGGUAUUAGAAUAAAUGCACCAUAUUGUAAAUGUCCUCCAAGAUAUUUUGAUGAUGGAAUUUCACCUGAAUGUAUCAGUAAUUAAUAGAUAUAAAUUUAUUAUUAGAAUAUUUACCUGAUCUAACUGUUGAUCAAGGUACGAAUGAAUUUAAAUGUUCUAAUUAAACAGAAAUAGUUUAAUAAAUAAGUUUUCUUAAGAAUUAUUAAUCACUUCCUUAAGUUGCAAUAAGCUUAAUAGGACAUGUAGAUUAUUCAUAAUCCAAUGAAUUUUAAGUUUUUGUUGAAAGCAUUUACACAAAUUAUUUUAAUUUAAAAGCAAUUUGUAAGAACUCUGAUGCUAGAUUUAAGAUAUAAUGGGUAGCUGGAAAAAGCAGUAGAUUUUUAAAGGUUUUACAGAAUCAUUAUUCAGGAGGACUAUUAAGUUAUUCAGAAAAUUAUGGAAAUUAAAAUAACAUAACUGGUAGUAUUUUAGGAUGGUGUUUAAUAGAGCAAUUAAAUAAAAUAGAUUUAAUUAUGUAAUAACAGUCCUCCUAAUAGUUUCUAAUCUCAUCCGAUCAAUAAUUAUGUUUAAUAAAAUAUUAAAUCUUUGAAUUUAAUAAUUAUACCUAUUAUUCAUUUAAUCAAAUGUUUAAUCAAUCAAAAUUAUCAACAGGAUUUUCAAUAGGAGGUUCAACAAUUUCAUUUAAUGUUUAAUAAAUUCCUUUAAGCAUUCCAACAUUUUUAUCAAUAAAUAGAAUAAAAUGUCAGUAAUCUAAUUAACCUUUAUAUUACCUUACUGAAAAGAAAAGACCAAAAUAAGUAUAGUAUAGUUUGAAAACAAAAUAAUUGGCAAGUUUUGAUUAUUUAUAAGCGAAUCUUAUAUAUUUAACGAUAGAAUGUAGUAAUCCAUUUAAAUCUUGUGAUUAUAUAGAGGAAUUACAAAAAUGUAAUAAGGUGUUAUCUGAUUGUUCUUGUAGUCAAUACUAAUAUCUAGAUAUUGAAUAUAAUGUUUGUGUAGAUUGUGAUCCUAGAUGUUUAAGUUGUAAUUUAAAUUAUAAAAAUUGUAUAUCUUGCACAGUAGAAUCAAAAAAAUAAUUAGUUUUAAAUCCUACUAAUCAAUAUAGUUAUUGUGAAUGCUUAUAAACUUAAUACGAAGAUAUUCAUGGAAUUUGCCAAGACUGUGAUUUAAAUUGUUAUUAAUGUUAAUUUUCAUCAACCAACUGUAUUAGUUGUGGUAUUUAUUAAACAUUGAAUCUAAAUAAUUAAUGUGAAUGUUAAGUUGGUUAUUUAUAAACAAUCAAUGGAUGUGAAAGUAAAAAUUAAUUCAAAUAUUUAGGGUGUCAUCCAACUUGUACAACAUGUAUUAAUUAAGAUGAUUGUUGCUAUUCAGUGGAAUUCAAAAAAUUAAAUAUAAUAACUAAUUCUUGUGAUUGUUAAGAUGGAUAUUAUUAUUAUUAUCUAUCAUCAAAUAUUUGUUUAGGUAUCUAUAUGAUAAUUAUAUUAGAAUGCACAUCUCCUUGUAUAAAUUGUAUAAAUACAUCUACAGAAUGUUUAAAUUGCAUUUCUUUAAAUAUGAUAAUUGUCAAUAAGGUUUGUACUUGUCCUUCAAAUUAUUACAUGAAUUCUAAUUUUACAGAUUGUAUUUAAUGUCAUUCUACUUGUUUAACUUGUAUUGAUUCUAAUAAUUGUUGUUUUGCAAAUGAAUAUAAAUAGCUAGACUCUAAUUAAAAUGUUUGUAAAUGUAUAGAUGGUUAUUUUGAAUCUAAUGGAAUUUGUUUAUGUAAUUUAAUUAAAAUUAUAUGAUAUAGAAUGCAAUAAUUAUUGUUUAACAUGUUAAAUUAAUCCUAGUAAUUGUUUAAGUUGUAAUACAAACUUGAUAUUAUAUUAAUCAGAAUGUAAAUGUGAGAAAUCAAAUCAAUUUAUAAAUAAUAUAGGUUAAUGUGAAGGUAAUCAAUUCUAUCAAUCAUAUAUUUUUAGAUUGUUCAAAUAAUUGUUUAACUUGUUCAAUAAAUGCUUCAAAUUGCUUAAGUUGUGAUAAAACUAAAAAUUAUUAACUUAUAAAUGGUGAAUGUACAUGUAAUACUAAUUAAUAUCUAAAUGAAAAUAAAGUUUGUUCUGAUUGUCAUAAUACUUGUAUAUCUUGUAUAAACGAUUCAGAAGUUGGAUGUUUAGGUUGUAUAUUUUUGAGAAAAAUGAAUCAUGAAAAUAAAUUAUGUUAAUGUAUAGAUGGAUAUUUCUAAAAUGAGAAUAAAGAAUGUAUUAAAUGUAAUGGUAAAUGUGAAAAAUGUAAAUCAUAUAAUGAAUGUUUAACAUGUUCUAAUAAUCGAUCAGUAAAAUAAGAUAGUUUUUAAUGUAUAUGUAAUGAUGGAUACUUUGAAAAUAAGAAAGAAAUUUGUUAAAGUAUAUAAAUUAAUAUAAUUAUAGAAUGUUCUCCUCCUUGUUCUUCUUGUAUUAAUACUAAAGAUUGUUUAAGUUGUAUAGAUGGUAAUAAUUAUUAAUUUAUUUUAAAUAGAAAAUAGAUAAGUAAUAUAGUCUAGAUGUGAAUGUAUAUAAGGAUAUUUUGAAAAUGAAUAGUAUAAUUGUGAGAAAUGUACAUCUAAUAAAGGUAAGGUAAAUGAUAUUUGUAAUUAUAUUAAUUGUGGAGAUGGCGAAUUAACUAAAGGAGAAUAAUGUGAUGAUGGUAAUUAAAAUAGUAGAGAUGGUUGCACUAAUUGUAAAAUUGAUUAAUAUUUUACUUGUGUAAAUAAAAUAUUAUCAAGAUCUAUUUGUUUUUAAUGUGUUGCCAAUUGCUAAUCAUGCACUAUAAAAAAUUUUAAAAAUACUUGUGAUUUAUGUUUUGAUGGCUAUUAUCUUAAAGAUAAUGAAUGUAAUAAAUGUUAAAGUAGUUGUAAUACUUGUAUAAAUUAAAAAACUUGUUUAACAUGUUUGAUUAUCAAUUCUUAGCCUGAUGAAAAAGGACAAUGUCCAAAAUGUAUAAAUUAAUAAGGAUAUUACAUUAUUAAUCGUUAAUGUAUUUAAAAAUGUGGAGAUGCUAUUCUAACUGAAAAUGAAUAAUGCGAUGAUGGAAAUUCUCUAAAUGGAGAUGGUUGUAAUUCUUAAUGCUAAAUUGAAAAGUAUUAUACAUGUUCUCAAACAACUUGUAUUCAAAUACCUUAACCUUAAAUUAAUGCUACUUAUGUAAAUUCUACUACUUCAGAUAGUAUGAUUAUCAAAUUUCCUAUAGAUUAAGGUAAUCCUUGUAUUAAUAUUCAUAUUACAAUAGAUAAUUUCCUUCCUAUUGAUUUUGAAUUUACUAAUAAAUUUGAAUAAUAUGAUGAUCAAAUAUCUUUAUGUAAUAUUGAUUUUAUAUUCACAAAAACAAUUGAUGUUGCAAAUCUUAUACACAUAUUUAUACCAAUCUAAUUAAAAUUAUAUAGAAAUCUAAUUGAAGAAGAAACAAGAGAAAUUAUAAUAACUCCAAGAAAAAAAAUUAUUUACUCAGAAAAUUAAGUCUAAUAAGCUAAAACUGCUAGUGAUACUUAAUCAAUAAUUGGAGAUAUGCUUUAUUUUAUAGCUCCUGCUGCCAUAUUAUUAGGAGGAUUUAAUUUCUUUUGGACUAUUAUGGAUAUUUUAAGUUGGAUUAAUAAUUUAUACUACAUUAAUAUUUAUUUCCCUGAAAAUGUUAGAAUGUUCUUUCAAAAUACAGCAUGGGGAGAUUUUAUAAUAUUCCCAACCUUUUUUAUAAUUAACCAAUCUACUGAUCCUUAUUACAUUGAAAGCCCAACUAAAUUUAUGGAAAAAGGAGUAGACCCCAUCUUUCUAAAUAAUACAUGGACGUGCUUUGCUAUCAUUAUUUUAACUAUAAUCGCUUAGAUCAUAUCUUAUUUAUUAUUAUUUAUCUUAGAAUGUAUAUGGCCUCCUUUAAAAUAAACAAAGAAAUAAGUUUAAGUAUCAUUCAAUAAAUUCUUCUCUUUGAAUAAUACCAAAGUUUAUGCAAAUGAAGUAGCUUAAAAUAGAUAAAAUUCUUAAAUUCAAAUAAAAGCUACUCAUGUUCUUAUUUAAAAAAAGAGAUUCCCUGAUUUUAUAAAUAAAAUUUAUCAACCUUUAUAUGAGUUUAAGAUCAACUUUUUAUCAAAUUUCAUUAAAUCCUUAAACUUAACCUUUUUAGAUUUAGUAUUAGCUAUUAUUCUAUAAAUUACUACAGUUCCAAAAUACCUUUUAGAUUAUUCAAUUGUGUUAAUCAAUCAAAUUUUAUCAUAUAUUAGUAUUGGAAUCUGUCUCUUCACUCUUUAUUUAUCAUACAAUGUUACACUUAAACAUCAUUCACUUUUGGAUCAUAAUAUAUAUAAAAAUUAAUAUGGUACUUUAUAUGAAAAUAUUAAUACUAAAUCUAGUACAGCUUUGAUGUAUUCAUUUAUAAAUUUGAACAGAAAAGCCUUGUUCAUAAUUGUAGUUGUGUACUUUUAUUAUCAGCCUCUAUUAUAAACAUUAUUCUGUUGUUUUAUUAGUUUUUUAAAUAUUGCUUUAAUGAUUUAUGAAAAUCCAUUCAUAUCUAAAAUUUACCUUAUUUAAAAUGGAAUUCCAGAUUUUUGUAUCUUUUUAUUAAUGCUUUUAUCAACAGGCUUUGCACUUGAUGAUAUAGUAUAUUAUUUCUUUAUAAUUUAGACUGGUUUUCUGAGUUCUGAAAUUAAAUUUUAAUUAGGGUGGGUGAUGAUUGCAAUUAUAGGAUUAUCUAUUGUUAUUUAAUUUGUAUUUUUAUUAAAAGAGUUUACAACCAAUAUAUAUGAGAAAUAUUUAAUAAUUUCUCAAAAAAUAUAAAUGUUGUUAAAAUCUAGAAAAAAUGAAUGA
Paramecium sonneborni is the source of this 6356-nucleotide messenger RNA. NCBI's taxonomy places the organism in Eukaryota, Ciliophora, Oligohymenophorea, Peniculida, Parameciidae. The record is from the annotation of a GenBank genome assembly.